Messenger RNA from Musca vetustissima, 783 nucleotides. Its product is annotated as superoxide dismutase [Cu-Zn]. The transcript has 3 exons. Gene Ontology annotation, biological process: removal of superoxide radicals. Gene Ontology annotation, molecular function: superoxide dismutase activity; copper ion binding. The record is from RefSeq and is a predicted model, not a curated record. Lineage: Eukaryota; Metazoa; Arthropoda; Insecta; Diptera; Muscidae. Bases 1 to 783 code for a protein of 260 amino acids.
AUGACUAUUCUAACGGUUAGCCCAUUGCAUAGCAAACGACAAACGCGGCCAACAAAUUUAAUUUUAAUUGCUCUAAUUUUGUAUAAUUUUAACGGUUUUGCAAAUGGACAAAGUAUUCUGGAACGUUUACGUCCGAACUCGAAUAUAACCGCCAACAUAAACGAUGAUCAAGUGAAAAUUAUAUCCGGCACCAAAGUGAAACGAUAUGAACGUCUAACUGUACCAAUAAAUGCUGGCACAAUAAAUCUAUUGCAUCCACAUCCCCCCUUUGUGGGAUUGGCCUAUGUUGCACCUAAUUGGCAAGCUGGUGCCAAAUUAACCGGAGAGGGAAUUGAAGGUAUGAUUACGUUUCAACAGUUACCCUACAAUAAUGAUAUAAAGGUAACCCUCAAUGCCACUGGAAUACCGGCUGGAAAACAUGCCCUACACAUUCAUACCUAUGGUGAUUUGACAGAUAGCUGCAAAUCGACGGGAGGACAAUUUCCCAAUAAUUUUUUGGGCAACAUCGAGGUCAAGGAGGGCGGUGAAGUAAAUGUGGCUUUUAUCAGCAUCUAUUUGACUCUAUUCGGUUAUAAUGGCAUCAUUGGACGUUCGGUAGUCAUACAUGAGAAACCCAUCGAUAUUAAUAGUGCCUUAAAUGCUGAAGUCUUUUCAUCGCCAUUACAUCCCAUACCCGAUGUCCAACAGGUUUAUCAGAAUGAAGAGAAUUCGGUGGGUGAAUCGAUUGCAUGUGGCAUUAUCAGUAUUAUGAAUUCACCCAUACCGACCAUCAAUAAGAAAUAA